Messenger RNA from Drosophila mojavensis, 1193 nucleotides. Its product is annotated as mucin-5AC-like. The transcript is spliced from 3 exons. NCBI's taxonomy places the organism in Eukaryota, Metazoa, Arthropoda, Insecta, Diptera, Drosophilidae. The record is from RefSeq and is a predicted model, not a curated record. The coding region runs from base 46 to 1047 and encodes 333 amino acids.
CAUGGAAUCAGUUAAGAACUUCCAUUACAAUCCAAGAGACAAAUCAUGAUCAAGUUGAUCGCAGUUCUGGUUAUCGCUUCCCUGGGCUUCACUGCUGUACAGAGUCAGGAGGAGCUCAAAUGCGGCACUUGCCUGGCAGAAAACGAGGUGCUUUGUGUAUCGGAGACAUCCUAUUAUUUUUGCUUUGAUGGCGUGUCACUUGGCGACGAGCAACAGUGCACUGGAGAUACCGUUUGCAGCAAUGCAGAAGAAAUCUGUGUGCCUAAAACUCAGAUAUCCGAAACAGUGAAGAAUGUAUGCGGAGAUGCUAGCAUCGGAGGCUGCGGCAAAUGUAUCACGGGCAAUAAAUACACCUGUGUGAGCCCUACGCAAGCAGCCCGUUGCGUAAAUAACGAAAUAGCUAGCAUCAUCAAUUGCAAGGGAGACGAGAUUUGCAUUGCAGACGUUGAGGUCGGUUCCGUCUGUGUGCCCCAGUGUGCCGCUGCCUAUCUGGGAAAGAAUGCCACUUGCAACGAGGAUGCCGAGUAUACCACACCAACUCCAGCGCCAAGCACAACGCCCAGUCCCGACGAACGUUCAAGAAUCUGCAAUGAGGCAUCGGAGGGUGUUACAGGAUUAUUUUUCUAUACACAUGCCGAUGAGAGCUGCAGGAACGGCGUCUAUUGUCAGAGGCCCAGUCUCUCCAGCACCGACUGGACAACCUUUUAUAGACCAUGCUCCGCUCCCACGCCUUAUUUCAAUACGCUCCUCAAAUAUUGUGUUGAAACUAAGCCGACAAACUGUCCAGUCCCUACCACAACUGUUGCCCCAGUUACAGACUCUUCUCUGGCCCCAGUGUCUCCCACAACAGUUCCGAGCACAACUGCGGCUCCAGUUUCGGAAUCAACUGCGGCCCCAGUUCCGAGCACAACUGCGGCUCCAGUUUCGGAAUCAACUGCGGCCCCAGUUCCGAGCACAACUGCGGCUCCAGUUUCGGAAUCAACUGCGGCCCCAGUUCCGAGCACAACUGCGACACCAGGUUCAACCUCCAGUUCAGCAACAGAGUAAUCCAGAGGUAACUAGCGGUCCAUAAUUGAAUCAAAUAAAAAAUAUGUAUAUAGAAAAUAUACUAAAAUACAUGCACAUUUAAUAACCAUUAUGCAACUUAUAUAAUUUUCAAUAGUAAAAUAAAAUAAUAAUUAAUUAACACAUAA